Molecule: messenger RNA, 564 nt
Organism: Penaeus indicus
Lineage: Eukaryota; Metazoa; Arthropoda; Malacostraca; Decapoda; Penaeidae
Product: glycoprotein-N-acetylgalactosamine 3-beta-galactosyltransferase 1-like
Exons: 5
Coding region: 1-564 (187 amino acids)
Molecular function (GO): N-acetylgalactosaminide beta-1,3-galactosyltransferase activity
Source: RefSeq, a predicted model, not a curated record
AUGCUGUCCUUGACUGAGGAAAACAUAACCAGGAUCCAUGAGGAAGUUAACAAAUCCAGGAUGUUCAAAAAAGCCAUCGAUUUAGUGAAGGAAUUGCAAGAGGCGAAGAGACUUUCCGAGGAAGUGACGAUCCUAUGUUGGGUCCCCUUGUCUCCCGAGGCACACAACCAGACCGCCCGGCAUGUCAGGGCCACGUGGGGGAAGCGGUGCAACAAACUCAUCUUUAUGAGUACUAAGGAUGGUAGGGAUAUGGGCGAAGGCUAUGUUAUGGGCAGAGAAUCAGUUCGAAGGUUUAUAGAACAGGCGUUGCCAAACACCGCGAUCUGUAACCCGAUUGGAAAGGCGGAGGAUGUGAAGCUCGGAAACUGUCUACAAAGAGUUGGUAUAAAAUUCGGAGACACACGGGAUCACAUCGGACAAGGAAGGUUCUGGCAACACCAUCCGAUAUCAAUUAUUAAAGAGACCAAACUUGUAGAAAGUUACCAACAUUAUCCAGUUCUUGAACUUGGCGAAUGCUGUGUGGUAUGGAAGCCACUAACGCCGACGUUACCUGGCAGAGCAUAA